This is a messenger RNA of Symphalangus syndactylus (siamang), 4122 nucleotides long. It is a transcript of the gene CNBD2, whose product is annotated as cyclic nucleotide binding domain containing 2. The record is from RefSeq and is a predicted model, not a curated record. Gene Ontology annotation, molecular function: cAMP binding. Lineage: Eukaryota; Metazoa; Chordata; Mammalia; Primates; Hylobatidae. Gene Ontology annotation, biological process: spermatogenesis.
AUGAGGCGGCUGCUGCCCUCGCGGUGCGGGAGGGCGAGCUGCGCGUGGCCUGGGCUCCUUCCGAAUGGUGGCGCCUCUGAGCGCCAGUUCGAGGAGGAGUCGGAGGAGGAGCCUGAAUGUUUCGAGGCAGACUUCAAGUCCCGGACCUUAUCCGUGCGCCGCUUCGGUUUGCAGAUUGAGAAACCAAGAUGUCAGAAGAUGAAGGAUUGGUCCAAAAUAAGAAAGCUAGGACUGUACCAGCUCGCCAUGGAUAUCAUCAUAAUGAUCCGAGUGUGUAAAAUGUUCCGCCAAGGUCUCAGGGGAUUCCGGGAAUAUCAAAUCAUUGAGACUGCUCACUGGAAGCACCCUAUCUUCUCCUUCUGGGAUAAAAAGAUGCAAAGCCGAGUCACAUUUGAUACCAUGGACUUCAUUGCAGAGGAGGGUCACUUUCCUCCAAAGGCCAUUCAAAUAUUGCAGAAGAAGCCUUCCUGGAGAACAGAGGAUGAGAUCCAGGCCGUCUGUAACAUCCUGCAGGUUCUGGAUAGCUAUCGGAACUACGCGGAGCCCCUGCAGCUGCUCCUGGCCAAAGUCAUGCGCUUUGAACGGUUUGGUCGUAGGCGUGUGAUCAUCAAGAAGGGGCAGAAGGGCAACAGCUUUUGUUUCAUCUACCUGGGCACAGUUGCAAUAACCAAGGACGAGGAUGGCAGCAGUGCCUUCCUAGAUCCCCACCCAAAAUUGCUGCACAAGGGUAGCUGUUUUGGGGAAACGGACGUUCUGCAUGCUUCAAUGAGGAGGUCCACCAUCGUCUGUAUGGAAGAAACGGAGUUCCUGGUUGUUGACCGGGAGGACUUCUUUGCUAAUAAGCUGGACCAGGAAGUUCAGAAGGAUACUCAGUAUCAGUUUGAAUUUUUUAGGAAGAUGGAUCUGUUUGCAUCAUGGUCUGAUGAGAAGCUCUGGCAGCUUGUAACCAUGGCGAAGACAGAGAGGUUCUCGUAUGGGCAGCUGAUCUCAAAAGACUUUGGAGAGUCAUCCUUCAUCAUGUUUAUCAGCAAGGGCAGCUGUGAAGUCCUGCGGCUGUUGGACCUUGGGGCCUCCCCUUCCUACCACAGAUGGGUCUGGCAGCACCUGGAGCUGAUAGAUGACAGGCCUCUGAAGACCCACCUGAGUGAAUACUCUCCUAUGGAAAGAUUUAAGGAAUUCCAGAUCAAAUCAUAUCCUCUACAAGACUUUAGCUCCUUGAAACUUCUGCAUCUCAAAAAAGCCUGGGGGCUACAGGGGACAAGCUUCAGCAGGAAGAUCAGAACCUCAGGAGACACUCUUCCCAAGAUGCUGGGCCCGAAGAUCCAAUCCAGGCGUGCUCAGUCGAUCAAAUGUGCCAUGAUCAAUACCAAGGUUGGUGAGCUCCCCAAGGAGGCUGCAGUGGGGGCCUACGUGAAGGUGCACACUGUGGAGCAGGGAGAAAUUUUGGGUCUCCACCAGGCCUACCUUCCAGAGGGUGAAUGCGACACACGACCCUUGAUCCUGAUGAGCUUGGGAAAUGAGUUGAUACGGAUAAGGAAGGAAAUAUUUUACAAACUGAUUGACAAUGAUGACGAGAUGAUGAAAAAGUUGUUAAAGCUCAAUAUCGCAUUCCCCAGUGAUGAAGAUAUGUGCCAGAAGUUCCUCCAGGAGAAUAGCUGGAAUAUGUUUCGGAAGGACCUGUUGCGGCUGCUCGUGGAGCCUCGCCAAAGUCAACUGUUCACUCCAAACCGGCCCAAGAAGAAAGAGAUCUACAACCCUAAGUCUGUGGUCCUGGAUUUGUGCAGCAUCAACAAGACGACUAAACCUUGUUAUCCUAUUUUUAUGGCACCCCAGAAAUACCUCCCUCCAUUGAGGAUUGUCCAAGCCAUCAAAGCACCUCGGUACAAAAUCCGAGAACUCUUGGCUUAGUAUAUGAGCGCCGGGGUCCUUAUUUAGGACAAAUAAAGGAUGGUGGAUUGGCCGCCAUGCUUUCUGAAUGACCACCAUGGGAGUUGUGGGACUUGGAGGAAGGGGGCCUGGAGGGCUGAGCUGUGGGUCCAGAGAGGUGUUUGGGGGACAGCAAUGGGGGCACAGUCUCCCUUGAUGCUUGAGGGCUGGGCUGAGUGAAUGAAUGGUCAGAGGCUGUGUGUGGACGGGUUAAUCACUGGGCAUAGUUUCAGGGUAGGAGGGUCUUGUCUGAUAAGCUGGAUGUGGGGAAGGCUCAAAUCAAAGUGUUCAAGACUAGGGUUGCAAAUGCCUUCCAAGGCCAGACAGGUCAUCUAAAGGAGUGCAGCAGCAGGGAUGCUGGGGCCUGCUGUGUAAGUUCCCCAUCCAGAUGGGGCAGCUGCCCCUUAGCCCAGUCAGUUGCUGCCCUGUCAGAAAAUAAUUCGGCCUCGUAUUGUCAGUCUGUAGAUCCUUCAAGAGAAUCAAGAAAUUCAAUAUUUUAGAUGAUUCCUACCAGUUUUUAAACACGAGCAACUAAUUCAGAUUGUUUUCAAAUAGUGUCAAACAAAACAUAUAUGGGCCUGCAGGUGGUGGGCUGGGUCCCUGUCAAGAGAGUGAAGUGAGGCUGCGACUGGUUGGGAGGAGGGUACAGGAGCCAGAGAGACGCUGAUGGGACAGCAUGACAGGAGCAGGCAUCAGGUCCAGGAUGAGGAGUGAGCAGCUGUGAUAGAGGAGGUGGAGACAAGGAGGCUGCAGAGUCGGAACGAAAGAAGGCUCCUCACUCUCUCUGCUGGGUCUUUAAUCUGGAGCUGCCCAACACUGAUCUGGGCCUAGAACUCAGGGUUCCUGUCUCCAGCAGCCUCAGCACCACAGACCAAGCUCCAGACACCUCUUUCCCUUCGAGAACCCCAUAGGUUAGCUUGAGAGCACUGAGGAGCCUGGCGGAGGCCAUGGCGGCACAGGAGCCUGCCCGCUUCCAAGUCACCCACCCUGUCCCUGGCAAGGCAUAGACUCUGAGGAACACCUGGGCGUCUUGCUGGGCACCAGGAGCUCUGGCAGUCCCAGAUGUGCUUCUGUCUCACUGGACCCUCUUGAGCACUUUGAUUCCCUUAUCUGUACCUCAGUUUCCCCAGUGGUGAAAUGAGCAAGUUGGACAAGAUCGAUGGCUUUCAUGAAUGGGGGUGAGUCUAGUUUGAAAAGUAUAUUCAACAUUAUAGUUUUGUUUGUUGAAUUUAUUUUUUAUUUUUAUUUUGAGACAGGGUCUUUUUUUUAUUGUACUCUAAGUUUUAGGGUACAUGUGCACAAUGUGCAGGUUUGUUACAUAUGUAUCCAUGUGCCAUGUUGGUGUGCUGCACCCAUUAACUCGUCAUUUAGCAUUAGGUGUAUCUCCUAAUGCUAUCCCUCCCCCCUCCCCCCACCCCACAACAGUCCCCGGAGUGUGAUAUUCCCCUUCCUGUGUCCAUGUGUUCUCAUUGUUCAAUUCCCACCUAUGAGUGAGAACAUGUGGUGUUUAGUUUUUUGUCCUUGCGAUCGUUUACUAAGAAUGAUGAUUUCCAGUUUCAUCCAUGUCCCUACAAAGGACAUGAACUCAUCAUUUUUUAUGGCUGCUAGACAGGGUCUUGCUCUGUUGCCCAGGCUGGAGUGCAGUGGCACGAUCAUAGCUCACUGCAGCCUCGAACUCUUGGGCUCAAGCAAUCCUCCUGCCUUAGCCUCCAAAGUAGCUGGGAGUACAGGUAUGCACCAUCAUGUAGGGCUAAUUUAAAUUUUUUUUUCGUAGGGACAGGGUCUUACUGAGUUGCUCAGGCUGGUCUCAAACUCCUGGCCUAAAGUGAUCCGCUCACCUUGGCCUCCCAAAGUGCUGAGAUUACAGGUAUGAGCCUGAUACGAUUUGGCUGUGUCCCCACCCAAAAUCUUAUCUUGAAUUGUAAUAAUCCCCAUGUGUGAAGGGCAGGACCAGGUGGAGAUAAUUGAAUCAUCGGGGCAGUUUCCCCUAUACGGUUCUCAUGAUAGUGAGUGAGUUCUCACGAGAUCUGAUGGUUUUAUAAGGGGGCUUUCCCCGUCGCUCAGCUCUCAUUCUCUCUCCUGCUGCCAUGUGAAGAAGGAUUUGUUUGCUUCCCCUUCUGCCAUGAUUCUGUUUCCUGAGGCCUUCCCAGCCAUGUGAAACUGUGAGUCAAUUAAACCUCUUUUCUUUAUAAACUA